Messenger RNA from Tribolium castaneum (red flour beetle), 537 nucleotides. RefSeq lists its product as uncharacterized. The record is from RefSeq and is a predicted model, not a curated record. The coding region runs from base 88 to 444 and encodes 118 amino acids. The transcript has 2 exons. Lineage: Eukaryota; Metazoa; Arthropoda; Insecta; Coleoptera; Tenebrionidae.
GCCAGACAAGGUUACUUGCAAGUUAUAAAAUGCAAACUUGUCGCUGCAUUUCUUGUCAGUCCACACACUAUCUCAAAGCAAACAAAAAUGAAUUCCAAGAUUACCAUAAUCCUACUAUUAUUGUUUGCCAUUGCCAAAGCCGGACUUGUCGAAGUGCUUCAAGGUCCGAGCAGCAAAACCAAAAUUUUGGGUCCGGACGGUAGUUCUAUCGAUGCGGUUGCUCCGGGAGGCGCUGUAGUAACAGACGGACAGGCGGUCGUUCCUGCAGCUCCUGCUGUCCUAGUAGCUGGGCCUGCAACGGUCGUGGCCGGCCCCGCAGGAUCCAUUGCCACUAGUCACACGUUGGCGGGACCUGCUGUGGUUCCUGCUGUAGCUCCGGUUCUUGUUGCAGAACACGACGAUAAUGAACAACUUUAUGACGAUGGCUCGUACAAAGGAGAAUAACGAUGCAGCUGAUUUAUGACUAUUUUAAUGAUGAAACACCCAAUUCUGUUCAAAUUGUAGUGAACUAUGUGCCAAUAAAUAUUUAUUUUACCA